AUGACUAGCCGCGGUGCGACUAUGACGUGGAGGCUGCAUGAGUCGCGGGUUUGUGGUACAGCGACGCUCGCCUUCCAUCUUCCUGCUUCUCGCUCAUCCACAAUCCGCAAAUCGACUCACCUAGGAGUUCGAACAAUGCCUUCAGCAGCAGCAAGACAGCGCAACAAGAGGGCUCUGGAAACCACAGGAGGCGUUUCUCGACCUCCACCGAGCAGAGGUAAAGGCAAAGCGCGCGGACUCGGCGGCGGAGCAGACUCGUCGAAGCUUCAAUCGCUCCUGUUCAUUCUGCUGGCAACGACGGUUCUGCUGGUCGGCUACCAAGCAGCACGAUUCUACUUCCGAGGACAUGCAGCACUCUCACCGCUCUCGGCAUGGACCAAGACGAAGUAUGGCGCUAACGACCGAUCCAACAAGGCGGUAGGAGGAGCAGUCGGAAGCGAUGCAAGGACAAAGUUCAACAAGCUAGCUCCGGAAGGAGGUGUACUAGGCGCCCCGGCUCUCGUUCCUGGACAAGAAGCGACCGACUCGCUAGACGAAUUGCGCAAGAAGCUUGGGACCGAGGGCGAGCUGGACGCUCAGUUUGAUGACGAUGGCAACCUCGACCUCGCUACGAUUCAGAGGAUGCUCGAUAUCCUGUACAAGCCAGCAAGAGAUGGCGCAAAGGGAGCAGCACACGCUGCGGGACGUGUGCUUGAAGCUGUGACUGAAGACGAGGUCGAUGUAGACGCGGCUGACGCGGCUGAGGUUGCCGACGAAGCCACGCCUUAG
Messenger RNA from Pseudozyma hubeiensis SY62, 768 nucleotides. Its product is annotated as proteasome component. Bases 1 to 768 code for a protein of 255 amino acids. Lineage: Eukaryota; Fungi; Basidiomycota; Ustilaginomycetes; Ustilaginales; Ustilaginaceae. The record is from RefSeq and is a predicted model, not a curated record. The transcript has a single exon.